Molecule: messenger RNA, 1710 nt
Organism: Oryzias melastigma (Indian medaka)
Lineage: Eukaryota; Metazoa; Chordata; Actinopteri; Beloniformes; Adrianichthyidae
Gene: npy7r
Product: neuropeptide Y receptor Y7
Exons: 2
Coding region: 463-1572 (369 amino acids)
Biological process (GO): G protein-coupled receptor signaling pathway
Cellular component (GO): membrane
Molecular function (GO): neuropeptide Y receptor activity
Source: RefSeq, a predicted model, not a curated record
CUCACUGAUGCUCAUCAGACGGAAACUGAUCAGAUAACCUGCAGGAUCAAACACAUUUACUCAUCAGACUCCUGCGAAGUUUUUAAGGCAUGAAAAACAGGGAUAGAAACAGGCAGCUUUUAAAACAAGGUGGAAGAACUAAAGACAAACAAAAAACUAACAAAAUAGGUUAGUUUCAAAUUUACAUUUUUAUUUCGUUUGGUAGAUUGGAACAAGGGAUGCCUCACUUUAAAAUGAGAUUUGCGGGGUGUGUUGUUUGCGUGGAUCUCCGGUGACGGCCCCUGCGUGGCACAGAUGAGGACGCACACUCUGAGUCCGGCGGAUCCGACUCAGUAACGCUCAGCCGAGCCACAAGAUGCGCACCUCGAGCUGGGAGGAGCUUCGGGAUUUUCCCCACUUGUUUCUUGCCAUUCUCAAGUGAAGAGUCGUAUUUCAAUCGAGCCGUAUUGUAGAAGCAGUAAAAUGAGUCCACCAGACACGUCCAACAGCUCCGGAGAGGGAGCGGCCGGUGAAGGCGAUUUUCAGCUGAACGAUAGCAUGGGUUUACACCAACCUGGUUUCCACACCGACAUCACCAAACAUCUAGGAGUUCAGAUCACUCUGAUCACGGCUUACUCCUUGAUCAUCCUCCUGGGACUUCUGGGUAAUUCGCUUGUCAUUUACAUGAUCAUUCGCUACAGGAACAUGCGCACCGUUACCAACUUCUUCAUAGCCAAUCUUGCCCUGGCAGACCUUCUGGUGAACACUCUCUGCCUGCCCUUCACUCUGGUGUACACUCUGCUGGACGAGUGGAAGUUCGGGGCGGUGCUGUGCCACAUGGUGCCCUUUGCUCAGGCCCUGAGUGUGCACGUGUCCAUCCUGACCCUCACCGUCAUCGCUCUGGAGCGUUACCGCUGCAUCGUCUUCCACCUGGGCCGCCGUCUAACCUGGCACUCCAGCCUCCUCAUCAUGGCCUUUACCUGGACCGUGUCUGCCAUUCUGUCCGCACCGCUUGCCAUCUUUAGAGAGUACCGCCACGAGGAGAUCCCCUCCAUCAACCUGCGCAUCGCCGUCUGCUCUGAGAAGUGGCCCCAUGGGACCAGCAGGGAUGGCGUCAUCUACAGCCUCUUCAUGCUCCUUCUGCAGUACAUCAUCCCUUUAACUGUCAUCAGCUACGCUUACAUCUGCAUCUGGGUCAAACUGAAGAACCACAUCAGUCCAUCCAGCCGCAAUGACAACAUCAACCGGCGCAAAAAGACCACAAAGAUGUUGGCGCUGGUCGUGGUGGUCUUUGCCAUCUGCUGGCUGCCUUUUCACGUGUUCCAGCUGGCCAGCGAUCUGGACCUGGUGCUCCGGUUCGAGGAGUAUAAACUCAUUUACACCGUGUUCCACGUCGUGGCCAUGUGCUCGACUUUUGCCAACCCGCUCCUGUACGGGUGGAUGAACAAAAACUACAGGAACGGAUUCCUCAUGGUGUUCCGUUGCGAGGACAAACCGGAAUCCUUCCAUCCAGAGGGGUCGUUCAGGACGCGCUCCGUGAGAGGGCCGGCUUUAAACAGUCGUAACGGAGGGCCCCCUCCCACCGCUGUAUGAGAGGCCUAGAGCUCAAUCAUAGGAGGCACUAAGAGAAAACCAUUCAAUCACAGCUUUCUGAAUUCAACUGUGGAGUGGGACCAAAAGCUUUGCAUGCAGGAUUCUUUGUUCCAUAUGAAAUACAUUUAUUACAUGAAA